This is a messenger RNA of Prinia subflava (tawny-flanked prinia), 1900 nucleotides long. RefSeq names its product ubiquitin conjugating enzyme E2 E3 (gene UBE2E3). NCBI's taxonomy places the organism in Eukaryota, Metazoa, Chordata, Aves, Passeriformes, Cisticolidae. The record is from RefSeq and is a predicted model, not a curated record. Gene Ontology annotation, cellular component: nucleus. Gene Ontology annotation, biological process: protein K11-linked ubiquitination; protein K48-linked ubiquitination; protein K63-linked ubiquitination. Bases 229 to 852 code for a protein of 207 amino acids. The transcript is spliced from 6 exons. Gene Ontology annotation, molecular function: ubiquitin conjugating enzyme activity.
CCCGCCAGCGCCACCCGCCGGCCGCGGGGCCGCACCGCGCCUCCCCCCGUCCCCCCCUGCUCCGGCUCUCAAUGUUCCACACUGCCCGGCCACAGAGCCGCCGCCGCCGCCGUAGAGCCCCCCGGCCGCCUCCGUCCCCUCCUCGGGCGCCGCGGGCCCGGCCCGGCCCCCCGCCAUCCCGCCCCUCCGACCCAGCAGCGGGACAGGACGCCGGCGAAGUUCCCCACGAUGUCCAGUGAUAGGCAGAGGUCAGACGAUGAAAGUCCAAGUACCAGCAGUGGUAGUUCAGAUGCCGAUCAGAGGGAUCCGCCUGCCCCUGAACCUGAAGAGCAAGAAGAACGAAAACCCUCUGCCACCCAGCAGAAGAAGAACACCAAACUAUCCAGCAAAACUACUGCUAAGCUAUCUACUAGUGCAAAAAGAAUCCAGAAGGAGCUAGCUGAAAUAACCCUUGAUCCUCCUCCUAACUGCAGUGCCGGCCCUAAAGGAGAUAACAUUUAUGAAUGGAGAUCUACUAUACUUGGACCUCCCGGUUCUGUAUAUGAAGGAGGCGUUUUCUUCUUGGAUAUCACAUUUUCAUCUGACUAUCCAUUCAAGCCACCAAAGGUCACUUUCCGCACCAGAAUUUAUCACUGCAACAUCAACAGUCAGGGAGUCAUCUGUCUGGACAUCCUGAAGGACAACUGGAGCCCUGCUUUGACUAUUUCAAAGGUUCUGCUGUCUAUUUGUUCUCUCCUGACAGACUGCAACCCAGCUGACCCUCUGGUUGGAAGCAUAGCCACUCAGUACCUGACCAACAGAGCAGAACAUGACAGGAUAGCCAGACAGUGGACCAAGAGAUAUGCAACAUAAAUGACAAACUACUUGUGCAGUGUGAAGGUGCAGAAGGCAACUUUGCAGUGUGCAACAAAUCUUUAUAGCCUUUACAAUACGGACUUCUGUGUAUAUGUUAUACUGAUUCUACUCUGCUUUUAUCCUUUUGAAGACUGGGAUACUGCCCCCCAAAAAGGUAAAUGCUAUCAAGAGUAGAAGUUUGUAGCUGUAGAUUAGUAUGUUUAAAAUGCCUACUUGCAAGUCUUGCUUCUUUGGGAUAUCAAAAUGUAUUUUGUGAUGUACUAAGGAUACUGUUCCUGAAGUCAACCAAAUAUUAUAGUGCAUUUUAGCCUAAUUCAUUAUCUGUAUGAAGUUAUUAAAGGUAGCUGUAGAUUACUAGGAAUUAUGUCAUUUGUAUUAAACCCAGAUCUAUUUCCAAUAUGUGGUACAUGCUGUUGUGAAAACUGUUUUAACUUUUACCUUUGUCAGUUUGUAAUGAAAGGAUUUCCUUUUUCCCUUUGUAGCUCAGAGAGCACCCAGUGUAUCAUCUCAAACACAAUAAACAUGUUCCCCAAGGAGUAGUUUCUUUGUUUUCCUGUUUUAAAUUAAUAUUUUAAUAAAUUUAAUUAUAGUAACAAGGCAAGGCCAAUGUAUCACAGAUCCCUGUGGAUAAUUUUUAAAUUAAUAUACAUAAGCAAAGGCUUGCUAUUAAAUGUUUAAUGCACACCUGUGGAUUAAGUUUUCCCUGUUUUGUUUUUAACAGAACAAGUGAAAUUUCUAAAGUUUUCUGAAAUUGAGUACUUUUCAGCUCUUUCUCAAGCUGAAAUGAUCACAUUUCCUGUGCUUACUCCAGAAGUUAACGUAGCUGGUUGCUUCAGGGCCAAUCCUGCUCCCAGAACAGGCUGCCUCAGACUUGCUACAAAGGGUUUUUUGCAGGAGGAGGGCCAAGUUAGUCUGGUGCUUUUGUUUCUGAGUAAAGCAAGUUGGACUUGCUGACCUAGAGAACUGAGUUAUCCAUUGAAAAAGGUCUUCCAAAGCAUGAUUGAACACUCUAUCAUCUACCCAGAAAAGUGAGGAGUACAAUAAA